AUGUCGGGACGUGGUAAAGGAGGUAAAGCUAAAUCUUCUGGAAAAUCAAAAUCACGUUCAAGUCGUGCUGGACUUCAAUUCCCUGUUGGAAGACUUCAUCGUAUGUUACGGAAAGGAAAUUAUGCUGAACGUGUUGGAGCUGGAGCACCAGUAUAUCUUGCAGCCGUCCUUGAAUAUCUUGCUGCUGAAGUUCUUGAGUUAGCAGGAAAUGCAGCUAGAGAUAAUAAAAAAACAAGGAUCAAUCCAAGACAUCUACAAUUAGCUAUUAGAAAUGAUGAAGAAUUAAAUAAACUUUUGUCAGGUGUUACAAUUGCACAGGGAGGAGUCUUACCAAAUAUACCAACUAAUUUAAUGCCUAAAAAAGGCACAGAAAACAUUGGUGAUUGA
Strongyloides ratti is the source of this 387-nucleotide messenger RNA. RefSeq names its product Histone H2A domain and Histone core domain and Histone-fold domain-containing protein. The record is from RefSeq and is a predicted model, not a curated record. Gene Ontology annotation, cellular component: nucleosome. Gene Ontology annotation, molecular function: DNA binding; protein heterodimerization activity; structural constituent of chromatin. Lineage: Eukaryota; Metazoa; Nematoda; Chromadorea; Rhabditida; Strongyloididae. The transcript has a single exon. Bases 1 to 387 code for a protein of 128 amino acids.